Messenger RNA from Metarhizium brunneum ARSEF 3297, 2763 nucleotides. RefSeq names its product Protein msp1 (gene msp1). Gene Ontology annotation, cellular component: cytoplasm; microtubule; membrane. NCBI's taxonomy places the organism in Eukaryota, Fungi, Ascomycota, Sordariomycetes, Hypocreales, Clavicipitaceae. The record is from RefSeq and is a predicted model, not a curated record. Gene Ontology annotation, molecular function: GTPase activity; GTP binding; microtubule binding.
AUGAGUUCACGGGUUCUUGCUGCGGGCUUGCGGCCUGUGACGCGACGUGCAUUCGUCAGUGUCAACCGACAACUACACCGAUUCCCUAACGGGGGGCUGUUGCGAGCAGACUCAUCCAUCCGAGCGACCAGAAAGCGCAUGUGGUUUGGUGGCAACUCGUUUCAUAAUGCUGUCAUUGCUAGGAAUGCCUCGUUUGCCCGUUUCUUACCUAAGCUAGUUGUCAAGUUCGCUAGAAUACCAGCAAUGUUUGGUGGCUUGGCAAUCGGUGCUUUUGCUUGGGUUCAAUAUCAAGCAAAUCAGGCCAGCACUUAUGCUAUCGAGCUUUUCAAUACGACAAAAGAUACCGUAACGUCGACGGCGACAAGCUUAUUCGACACCGCGAAGGAUGUUGCUGCUCAAACUCGGCAAGGUUGGGAAAACACGAAGGAGCAGGUCGAGACGCCAGAAUGGUUAAAACGGAUGCUCAGAAUCCAUGAAGAUAUCGGCACCGGAGGCAACGGCGGAGCGGGUGGCGGGGGCGGGCCAAAACAGAGCAGAACAGGUACUGGGGUGGCUGCUGCUGCGUCUGCGGCAGCCUAUGGCUACGAGAAGACUUCAGAAAACGAUGCUCGAGAUUCAGAGGAGGUUGCGAGAGAUGACCAGAUGAUGGUUCUUACGAAGAAGAUGAUCGAGAUCAGAAGUAUGCUUCAAAAAGUUGGGCAGUCCAGCUCGUUGACACUUCCAUCCAUCGUCGUCAUCGGUUCACAGUCAUCGGGGAAGAGCUCUGUUCUGGAGGCGAUUGUUGGACACGAAUUUCUUCCAAAGGGCUCGAAUAUGGUUACUCGCAGACCAAUCGAGCUCACGCUAGUGAACACGCCUGCGUCAAAGGACGAGUACGGAGAGUUCCCGGACCUCGGUUUAAGACAUAUUUCAGAUUUUUCAUCCAUCCAAAGAACGCUGACGGAACUCAACAUGGCAGUAUCAAACGCCGACUGUGUGUCUGAUGAUCCUAUCCAUCUUACUAUUUAUUCGCCCAACGUCCCCGACUUGUCUCUGAUUGACUUACCUGGUUACAUCCAAGUUGUUGGACAAAACCAACCACUUCAAUUGAAGCAGAAGAUCUCGGAACUAUGUGAUAAAUACAUUCAGCCGCCAAAUGUGAUUCUAGCCAUCUCAGCAGCCGAUGUGGAUCUCGCCAAUUCAACCGCCUUGAGGGCAUCUCGCCGAGUAGACCCAAGAGGCGAGCGAACUAUUGGCGUCGUCACCAAGAUGGACCUAGUUGACCCUACUCGCGGCGCCGCCAUUCUAAAUGACAAACAAUACCCACUUCGGCUAGGCUACGUUGGAGUCGUAUCCAAAGCACCGUCUUCCCAAGGAUUGUUCAAGAUGGGUCCAGCCAAUUUAAUGUCAUCGAUAGCCAAACACGAGAACAGCUACUUUUCAUCUCACCCCCUCGAGUUUGGCCCGGAUGCCGGUGUCAAUGUCGGCACCAUAACAUUACGCAAAAAGUUGAUGCAUGUCCUUGAGCAAACCAUGUCAUCCAGCUUACAGAGCACGAGUGACGCUAUCCGGCAGGAGCUUGAAGAGGCGACAUACGAAUUUAAAGUACAAUACAACGAUCGGCCGCUAUCCGCAGAGUCGUAUCUCGCUGAGAGUUUAGACGCUUUCAAGCACUCUUUCAAGCAGUUUACAGUAGAGUUCGGUCGGCCGCAAAUGCGCGAAUUGCUAAAAAGCGAACUUGACCAGAAAGUCUUGGAUCUUUUAGCAGCCAGAUACUGGAACAAACCUAUCACAGAUCUGUCUCAGGCUCAAGUAGAGCCUGACCAUAUCUCAGAUCUUCCGAAAGCGGAAGCUUCCUCGCUGUACUGGCACCGGCAGCUUGAUGCAUCAGCCUCAGCACUCACCAAGCUCGGUGUUGGGCGUCUCGCCACGACGGUAGUAUCCUCCUCUUUGCAAGACCACGUUGACCAGCUACUCAAUAAUUCUAAUUUUGCAACACAUCCUUUCGCUCGCCAAGCCAUAUUAGAGGCAGCAUCAACCAUUCUCAACGAAAGGUUCUACAGUACCAGCGAUCAAGUAGAAAAUUGUAUUAAGCCUUUCAAAUUUGAGAUUGACAUCGAGGAACGCGAAUGGGCCCAGGGCCGGCAACACGUAGGAGACGUGUUGAAGAAGGAGCUACAAGACUGUGAAGCUGCCUUGAGCGGACUUGAGUCAUCCAUUGGCGGUCGAAGAAAGUUAAAGGAAGUGAUGAAUUUUGUUGAUAAGGCCAGGAAAGGCGACAUUGUCGUAGAAGGCGAUGGUCGAAGUGGCGCUGGCGGUUUUAGCGCUGCACUACUCGCCAAAGGGCGUGAGGCAGUAUUCCUUCGUGAUCGUGCAGAUAUCAUCAAGAUGCGACUCAUGGCCGUCAAGUCCAAACAAUGCGCAUCUGUCAAGAACAAGUACUAUUGCCCUGAAGUGUUCUUGGAUUCUGCAGCAUCAAAACUAGCUUCUACAGCUGUGCUUUUCAUCAAUGUAGAAUUGCUGUCUGAAUUUUACUAUAACUUCCCUCGAGAACUAGACCUUCGUCUCGGUCGCCAUCUAACUGAAGAAGAAGUGGAAAGAUUUGCCAAGGAGGACCCCAAGAUUCGGCGCCACCUGGAGGUUAUUCGCAGAAAAGAGCUUUUGGAGCUUGUUCUUGAGAAAAUGGACAGCUUAAAGCAACUAGAGGGCAGAGAACGUGAACGGUUGACUGACGGACGAAGACAUGGCGGACAGAGGCAGCGUGGUAGAUGGGGUCUGUUUUAA